CUCGAAACUUGAUCCUGAGUCUCGAAAGCAAUGGGAAACUAAAAUUUGCUCAAGUGACGAGUUACCAGUGCUUUCAGAGUUCAGAGAUUUUUUAGAAUCCAGAUUCCGUGCUCUCGAAUUUUUAGACACCAAGGUAAUUAAGCCAAAACCUAAGGUUCACCAUGUAAUUAGUAACAACAAAUCUAGUGACAGUUGUCUAUUUUGUAAUGAAAGUCACAAAAUAGCAAAUUGUAAAAAGUUUGCACAAGAAAGUUACGAAACUCGUCAUAGCUUUGCACAAACCAGGCGCUUGUGUUAUAAUUGUUUAAAUUCAAACCACUCCAUUAAGUUUUGUAGACAAUCGUCGUCGUGUCGUAUUUGCAAACGUAGGCAUCAUUCACUGCUUCAUCCUUCGAUGUCAAACUCCACCGAAGCUAGUAAGGGCUCAAAUACAGUUGAAUUAGUUAAAUCAGCCGUAUCAAAUGUUAAGGCAUCGUUAUUAGAAGGCAAUCCAUCGACUUCUAACAUAGUUUCGCAUUUUUCUAAAGGGUCAGUACCUACUCAAGUUUUGUUGGCUACCGCUCUUGUCGAAGCACAGACAAGAAGUGGUUCUACACAACUGCUGAGAGUGCUAUUAGAUCAAGGAUCUCAGGCUUCAUUCAUAGCAGAAUCAGCAGUGCAGCUACUUGGACUUAGGAAGAAACCGACGAAAUCGGUAAUAUCUGGUUUAGGCGGUGAGAGAAGCUCUUUUGCUUCAAAGUUCACAGUCACAAUGACUAUUCACUCACGCUUAGAUCCCAGUUUUAGUGUCCAAGUAGAAGCGUUCGUACUAGGUACCAUUACUUCGCUUUUACCCUCAGAGAAAUUAGAGCAAUCUUAUUGGCCCGAGCUACAGGGGAUAACCUUAGCUGAUCCCGAAUUCCAUAUUCCAAGUAAGAUAGAUAUCUUACUUGGUGCGGAAAUAUAUAGUAAAGUUCUAAGAGAUGGUUUAAUUCAAGGAUCACCCAACCUACCAGUAGCCCAGAAUACUGCGUUAGGAUGGAUCAUUUCUGGACAAGUCGCAUCCAACAGUAGUUCCAUUCAUUGUCAUCAUGUCAUUCAAAGCAGCUCAGAUCAGGCUGAUGACAACGCACUUUUGCGACGGUUUUGGGAAAUAGAAUCUGUUAUCCCUGAAAAGAAAAUCCUUUCAGUGGAAGAGCAGCGAUGCGAGGAUAUUUUUUCACAAACUACUAACCGUGAUGAGGAGGGUCGUUAUGUUGUUAAUCUUCCCUUUCGCGAUCUAGAUCCUCAGUGUCAAUAUGGAAGGUCAAGAGACCUAGCGAUAAAAAGGUUUAAAAUUCUUGAAAACAAGUUCAAUAGAGAGCCAUUACUUAGGGUCCGAUAUUCCGAAGUUAUAAAGGAGUAUAUUAGCCUUGGUCACAUGGUACCAGUACACGAUGAUAAACCUACAGCUGUUUAUCUACCGCAUCAUGCCGUGGUCCGUGAAGAUAAGACCACGACCAAAGUCAGAGUAGUUUUCGAUGCGUCAAUGAAAGGGGCAAAUGGGGUAUCGCUCAAUGACGAUCUUAUGGUGGGUCCCCCUUUGCAACCCCCUUUACGUCACCUCAUCAUGGCAUGGAGAAUGCACCCCAUAAGUCUUUGCGCCGAUAUUGUAAAAAUGUAUAGGCAAAUAAAGAUUUCUCCAAUGCACACGGAUUUUCAGCGAGUAGUGUGGCGCGACGAUCCAGCAGCUGAAAUAAAGGUAUACAAAUUAGUACGGGUUACGUUUGGUACAGCGUCAGCUCCUUACCUUGCAGUUAAAUGCUUACAGCAGAUUGCGGCCGAUGAAGGUCAAAGUUAUCCUGAAAUAGUCAACAUAAUUAAAAGGGAGUUUUAUGUGGAUGAUUUAAUGACAGGGUGUCAGACUGUUGAAGAAGGAUUUCACAUUUUUGAGAAAUUAACGGAGUUGCUCUCCAAAGGUCAAUUCCAACUACAGAAGUGGGUAAGCAGCUGCGACAAAUUGAACAAGAGGAUUCAAGCGUGUUCUGGAACUAAUAUA
This is a messenger RNA of Spodoptera litura, 2017 nucleotides long. The record is from RefSeq and is a predicted model, not a curated record. Lineage: Eukaryota; Metazoa; Arthropoda; Insecta; Lepidoptera; Noctuidae.